Empidonax traillii (willow flycatcher) is the source of this 2019-nucleotide messenger RNA. It is a transcript of the gene NENF, whose product is annotated as neudesin neurotrophic factor. Gene Ontology annotation, cellular component: endomembrane system; membrane. The coding region runs from base 1 to 495 and encodes 164 amino acids. The transcript is spliced from 4 exons. The record is from RefSeq and is a predicted model, not a curated record. Lineage: Eukaryota; Metazoa; Chordata; Aves; Passeriformes; Tyrannidae.
AUGGCGGGCUGUGCUGUGCGGCUUCUCCUGGCCGCGCUGCUGGCAGCGCUGCCGGCCGCCCCCGCCGAGCAGCGGCUGCGCUUCAGGCCGCCGGCCGAGGCCCCCGUGAGGCUCUUCACCGAGCCCGAGCUGGCCAGAUACGACGGGCAGCAGGAAGGACAGCCCAUCUACCUGGCAGUGAAGGGAGUAGUAUUUGAUGUUACCUCUGGAAAAGAAUUUUAUGGAAAAGGAGCCCCAUACAAUGCUUUGGUUGGAAAAGACUCAACAAGAGGAGUUGCAAAGAUGUCUCUGGAUCCAGCAGAUCUUACACAUGACACAACAGGACUCACAGAAGAGGAACUGAAGUCCCUGGAUGAUAUCUUCAAUAAUGUUUAUAAGGCCAAAUAUCCAAUUGUUGGCUAUACUUCUCGAAGAAUUCUGAAUGAGGAUGGCAGCCCCAAUCUGGACUUUAAACCUGAAGAUCAGCCACAUUUCAACAUUAAAGAUGAGUUUUGAGGAACAUUUUUUGCACCUAGAGAAUGCCUGGGGAGAGGCACAGUAGAAUAUUAGUUUGAUUCUAUGUUCUGGAGUUCAUUACAACAAUUAGCUAUCACAAGCCAGUUUUGUGUUCAGAAAAUAUGUUUGUGUGUACAGGAAUAGUUUAGAGGAAACAAACAGAUCUGUAGCAGUGUCAUACACUUGGGCUGUUUGCUGUGAAAUAUGAGAAUUAUCUAACAGGCAAAUUUCUUCUGCUUGGAUUUCUCUGUCCACAAGUGUGUAAUGUAAAAUUUUAUUCCUUAGAAGAGAGAAGGAACGUUUUAAUAAUUGAAACAUGAUCAAUCUUUUUGUAAAUCCCAAAUUGUUUCCUACUCCUUGGAAAAGUGUGAAUGUAUUAUGUAGACAAAAAUCAAUUCUCUGUGCUUCGUGUCAGGGUAGGUAUCACAAGUACAAAGAGGUGCAAUAGAGGCUUACAUUUUAAAAAGCAUUGUGGGGUUUAAUAUUUGAUAGGUUUGAGAAUACUGGAUAAAGAGCAACUCAGUCUCUUAAAAUGCAGUUACUGUAGAGUAUUUCUGCAAAGCCUACAGCUGUAAACUAAGAAAAAUAAAUCUUAUUUCCCCCAUGAGAACUACUGUGACAUUUUAAAUAAGACUAUUAUGUUAUUUUUGGAUAAAUGACACUUUAAUUUUUAAAAAUAAUUAUCAAAGAUGUCAUCUAUAUUAGAUUAUGAUUAUUUCCUUCUAGUUCCCUCCACUCUUUCUCUGACAAAAAAAGGAAAUGAUAGCCCACUGUUUACCUCAUACUCUUACAGCACACAAGUUUAUUAUAGCAGUUUAGUGUCCUGUGGAUAUUGUUAGGAUCUUUAUAUUGACAAUUUCAGCUCUCAUUUUUUAUGUCUCUUAGUUUUUCUUUGUUCUUACUCAGGCUUCAUCAUUGCUGUUCUAAUGAAGCGUGCAGUCCCGUGUUCCUCUUCCAUUUAACCUAAUAUGCAACUGCAGAUCCUGUAGGGUGAAAGCAGACCCCAUUUAUUGUGUUUCCCUGGCAGUCUUGCAGCAACAAGAGGACCAUGAAAGCCUGUGCUAUAUAAAUUGCUGCUAACCACUGACUUUCACUAACUUAAGAAGAAUGUGAAUUGUCUUGAAUAUGGGGUUAUCUACCACUGUGACAGUUUGAAUUGAUACGGGAGAAACUAAGCAGCUGCUCCCAAUUCUAUAUUAUUAAUACAGAAAUAAUAAAAAUACGAUUCUGUAUUUUUGUUUUAUUUCUUCAGCAUUUUGGCCAUUUUCUUUGAAGGGAAGAUUUUAUUAGGUGAUUCUCCACUUUCUAGUUUCCAGGGGACAGCUGCCUGUCAGUUGAGUAAGUAGAGGAGUAAUUUCCAUGUAUUUGUCCAUCCUUUUACAAUGUUACCGAUUUUAUUCUGAACUUGUUUUGUAUUUUAGACCACUUCAUUUGCAGGAGGGACUCCCAUGGGUCCCCCUGCUCUUGGAUGGUGCUCUGGGUAGAAUAAAUAAAUAAAUUGGCAUCUCAGAGACUAUUGAUUCA